This is a messenger RNA of Carassius carassius (crucian carp), 931 nucleotides long. Its product is annotated as inhibitor of growth protein 5-like. Gene Ontology annotation, biological process: positive regulation of apoptotic signaling pathway; positive regulation of DNA-templated transcription. Gene Ontology annotation, molecular function: chromatin binding. NCBI's taxonomy places the organism in Eukaryota, Metazoa, Chordata, Actinopteri, Cypriniformes, Cyprinidae. The transcript is spliced from 8 exons. The coding region runs from base 190 to 909 and encodes 239 amino acids. Gene Ontology annotation, cellular component: nucleus. The record is from RefSeq and is a predicted model, not a curated record.
UGUAAAGCUGCAAUAUAUGAUAUAUAAAUCAGUUGGAUAGUCUUGUGUGUUUACUUAAUAGUAGUUUGGUUGAUCAUUUUCAUUUAAAAAUCGAAUAACCUACAAAGCGACUUCAGAGAGAGAAUUUCAGCGCGCGCUGAAUAAACCAUCGUACACGCCUGCAGAAAACAAAGUAGCCUACUAACAAGAAUGGCGAAGGGAGUGUAUUUAGAGCAUUAUUUAGACAGCAUCGAGGGACUUCCCUGCGAGUUGCAGAGAAACUUCUCAUUAAUGGAGGAUUUAGAUAAUAGAACCGAAGAGAAAAAAACUGAGAUAAGUGAACUAGCUUCUGAGUAUGUUGCAAAAGUUAGAAAUUUGGCAUCCGAGGAGCGUGCCCAGCAUUUAAAGAAGAUUGAGAAUGCCUACAGCAAAUGCAAAGAGUACAGCGAUGACAAAAUUCAGCUUGCAAUGCAGAUUUAUGAAAUGGUGGAUAAGCACAUCCGGCGGUUGGAUGCUGAUCUUGCACGCUUUGAGAAUGAUCUGCAGGAGAAACUGGACAUGGGAAGCACGGAUAGCUCAGAUGAGAAGCAGUUGCGAAAGGAUAAGAAUAUAAAAGACAAGAGGGGAUCCCUUGGAAGAGACAAGAAAGGAUCAGAUCAAGACUCACCCAAGCAGAAAAAGCAAAAAACUGGUGCCAACAUAAGUGAAUCUCUGCUCGCAAUGCACCCAUCAGAUGUCCUGGAUAUGCCAGUGGACCCUAAUGAACCCACAUACUGUUUGUGUAGUCAAGUAUCAUAUGGAGAAAUGAUUGGAUGUGACAAUUCUGAUUGUCCAGUAGAAUGGUUUCACUUUGCUUGUGUCAGCCUGACAACCAAACCAAAGGGAAAAUGGUACUGCCCACGAUGCACCCAAGAUAUGAGGAAAAAAUAGUCUACUUCUACAAUACAACCUU